AUGAGUUGUAUAUUGAGAAGGUUGUUAGCUUACAUGAUAGUUGGUCAGACAGAGAGGACUAUUCAGUACUUGGAGGAUUUACUGAGAGCUUAUGUUUUGGAGCAGGGAGGUAACUGGGAUAGUUACUUAUCGUUUGUUGAGUUCACCUACAACAACAAUUUCCAUUCUAGUAUUGGAAUGACACUGUUCGAGGCGUUAUACGGUAGAAGGUGUAAGACAUCUUUGUUAACUGGUGUUGGCUGUGUGUUGAAGUCUAAGAAGCCUACGUCGUGUUUCAUUGGUCCAUUUCAUAUUCUUCAGAAGUUGAUGAAGUACAUUCAUGAUACAUCUCAUGUGAUCCAGUUGGAUGAUGUUCAAGUUAGAGAGAACUUGACAACUGAGACUUUAUCAUUGAGGAUUGAGGAUCGUGAAGUAAAGCACUUGCGAGGAAAAGAAAUCACUUUAGUGAAUAUGGUUCGGGGUGGUCCUGCUGGUGGUAGUGUGACGUGGGAGCUCGAGAGUAAGAUGAAAAAGUCUUAUCCAAAGAUUUUCCCGUUAGGUAAUUUUCGAGGUAAAAAAUUCAUUAAGUGA
This is a messenger RNA of Lathyrus oleraceus (garden pea), 570 nucleotides long. RefSeq lists its product as uncharacterized. Gene Ontology annotation, molecular function: nucleic acid binding. Lineage: Eukaryota; Viridiplantae; Streptophyta; Magnoliopsida; Fabales; Fabaceae. The record is from RefSeq and is a predicted model, not a curated record. Bases 1 to 570 code for a protein of 189 amino acids. The transcript is spliced from 4 exons.